Sclerotinia sclerotiorum 1980 UF-70 is the source of this 1575-nucleotide messenger RNA. RefSeq lists its product as hypothetical. The transcript has 2 exons. NCBI's taxonomy places the organism in Eukaryota, Fungi, Ascomycota, Leotiomycetes, Helotiales, Sclerotiniaceae. The record is from RefSeq and is a predicted model, not a curated record. The coding region runs from base 1 to 1575 and encodes 524 amino acids.
AUGCUUUUUGAAUGCUCCCAAGAUCCUGAACAUUCUUGCGGAGUCUCCGAGGGGUCCUGUAUUGAUUUAAAGCUCAUUGAUUGUAAGAGCCGACACAUUGUCAGCAAGCCAUCCUCUACUCACUACGCUGCCCUUAGUUAUAUCUGGGGCGGCACAGAGGCUGCUCUUUCCGAGGAUGGACCCGAUGGGCCGAGGCUUGCAAGCCGAGUCUCUCUUGUCAUCGAAGACGCCAUCAAGGCAGCAUUGUAUCUGGGCUUUCGGUAUCUGUGGGUUGAUCAGUACUGCGUUGAACAGAUAGACAAAGAGUUACAGGAGCGACAGAUUGAACAAAUGCACCAGGUCUACAAUAGUGCAGACGUUACACUAGUAGCAGCUGUAGGUGAUGAUGCGAACUCGGGAUUGGCGGCUGUUUGCCCGUCCUCGGAGGUAGUCACAGAAUAUUUCCGCAAUGACACGUUAUUCCCAUAUGAAAGUAGGUGGGCCACAAGUGGGCUUUCUAGAUCCCUCAGAUGCAUUAGGGAGUCAGUCUGGAACACGCGCGGCUGGACCUACCAAGAGAGUUAUGUUUCACGUCGGGUGAUCAUUUUCCACGGAUAUGGGAUUUACUUUGAAUGCCUUUAUGUAGAGUCAGUUUUGAACCAGUUCCGUAUUCUGGGAGGAACCGGUGCCGAUCAGGGCAUUGAAAAUGGACCUAGAAUGCGCAAUUUCGCAAAGUAUCGUCGGGGGGACGUGAUGUUCUGGUUGACGCAGUCCAUCGUUGAAUACUCACAAAGAACGCUCAGAUACCAGAAUGACACGAUCAGAGCUUUCUCGGCCAUUCUACAGGACUUUGAAGGAAACAUGUCUGUGCCUUUUCACGACGAAGAUUAUAGGAAUCCAUAUUUUGGUUUCUACAACUAUGAGAGUCCUUGGCGUAUUGUAACAGUUCAAGGAGUCCCAUUUUAUGAGAGGUUGCCGCCCUCCCCAAUAUAUUCAUCUGCUAUUCCUUCCCAUCUAUGGCUACCAGGUGAUAGACUGAACACGACAGGACUUUGUUGGCACUACGAUCAUUGCACCGGCGGUGAUAAUGCAAGUUCGCGCAAACCAAAUUUUCCAUCUUGGUCAUGGGCGGGAUGGACCUGUCCAAUCAAAUGGAGGAUUCCAAAGUUACGUUCUCCAUAUGGAUCUCGAGGAAAUCAGACAGGCACAAUCUUUCACCUUGAGGAUAUGGGAUUCAUCGAGAAGUUAGAGAGUUCCCAGGGACUGGAAAUUAAUGAGGCAAAGCAAGCACAACACGCGUUGCUGUGUUUUUCUUCUGUUUCCUUCCCCGCCGAAGCUUUCCUCGCCGAAGAUUUCCUUGUGGUAGACCCAGGAAAGCAAGCAGAUCACAUGAUCUGCCUAUAUGAAUACAUCAUAGCAUGGCCCAAGGAGGGCUACCUCUGCUACUCCGAGGGCCUCUCAGCCGUUCUCGAGGGAUUGCAGCAGGGCACACACAGACUGGUGCUGCUUAAUGUCCACUUUACAGCUUACUUUAUAGAGUUUCAGGCAUGGAUGCUCCUUGAAGACACCAAAUUGGAGAGAUUUAAUAUAUGCUAA